Messenger RNA from Abrus precatorius (Indian licorice), 3353 nucleotides. RefSeq names its product ATP-dependent zinc metalloprotease FTSH 2, chloroplastic. The record is from RefSeq and is a predicted model, not a curated record. NCBI's taxonomy places the organism in Eukaryota, Viridiplantae, Streptophyta, Magnoliopsida, Fabales, Fabaceae. Gene Ontology annotation, biological process: proteolysis. The coding region runs from base 677 to 2764 and encodes 695 amino acids. Gene Ontology annotation, molecular function: ATP-dependent peptidase activity; ATP binding; metalloendopeptidase activity. Gene Ontology annotation, cellular component: membrane; chloroplast thylakoid. The transcript has 5 exons.
AUCCUGAUCCCUUUUUCUCUUCAUCUAACCCUUUUCCUUUCUCUCUAUUAACUUUCUCCAGCUCUCCUUCUUUGUGCUUUUGUCUUAUCUCUGAUUUUCCUCUCAACUUUUCUUUCUCUUUUCUUCUUUUAGUUUUUUUUGCAACUCUUUAUAAAUUUGCUUAAGCGAAUCUAAAACUACAGCCUGCAGUUCUCGCAAGAACUGCAAACGAUCCAGAUCUUUUUUAUUUUGAUUAAAAUAAGCUUAUAAAUUAAUCAAAAUAACUUCUCAAAUUAUUUUUAAACAUAUUCAUGUGACAUUUUAAAAGAUUUUUUUAGUAUACAGAGGAGGUUCACUGCUUCAAUAAAAUCAUACAAUUAACUUGAUAAUUUAGUUAAUAAAAUUUAAAAGUAUAUUAAAAUAUUUUUCUCUUGAUUUAAUGUAAAAAUAUCUCAACAUACGAACAAAGGAGCGACGAGUGACGAAUCAAACGAUAGGAAACGGCCACGUACGCCUCUCUCGAACCACAGCCACUCCCUCUAAAACCCACAUCAACACACAACACCUCUUCAAUUAUCGCCUUCUUCUGCACCAAUAAGCUUCUUCUUCUUCUCUCUCUCUCUCUCUCUCUCUCUCUCCUUCUCCCUCUUUCUCUUCCCUUCCAUUAUUCACUUCUUCCCACUCUCCUCUUUCUAAGAUGGCACUAUCAUCAGCAUGUGUUGUUGGGAAUGGUUUAACCAUAACACGGAGUAGUAAUAGAGUGAAUCUUAGCAAAGACUUCAAUGGAAGAUAUCUCGUCUCAUCUUGGAGAGUUUCAUCAUUGAAUAAGGCAUCAAAAGCAUUUUCAAUAAAGGCGUCUUUAGACCAAAGGCAGCAAGAAGGGAGAAGAGGGUUUCUGAAACUGUUGCUUGGAAAUGUGGGAUUUGGCUUGCCUGCAUUGUUGGGAAGUGGCAAGGCUUUUGCUGAUGAACAAGGGGUUUCAUCCUCCAGAAUGUCUUACUCCAGGUUUCUAGAGUAUUUGGACAAGGAUAGAGUUAAAAAAGUGGAUCUGUUUGACAACGGAACCAUUGCUGUUGUUGAGGCUGUUUCUCCUGAGUUGGGUAAUAGAGUGCAGCGGGUUAAAGUUCAACUUCCUGGACUUAGCCAAGAGCUCCUUCAGAAAUUCAGGGAAAAAAAUAUUGACUUUGCAGCUCAUGGUCCCCAAGAAGAUUCAGGUUCUCUAUUAACUAACCUGAUUGGGAAUCUGGCUUUACCUCUAGUCUUGAUUGGAGGAUUGUUUCUUCUUUCACGGCGAUCUGGAGGUAUGGGAGGUCCCGGUGGGCCUGGAUUUCCUCUUGCUUUUGGUCAAUCUAAAGCCAAGUUUCAAAUGGAACCAAAUACUGGAGUGACAUUUGAUGAUGUUGCUGGGGUGGAUGAGGCCAAGCAGGAUUUUAUGGAGGUGGUGGAGUUUCUAAAGAAGCCUGAAAGGUUCACUGCUGUUGGGGCCCGCAUACCAAAAGGAGUUCUUCUUGUUGGUCCUCCUGGAACUGGGAAGACCCUUUUGGCCAAGGCUAUUGCUGGUGAAGCUGGUGUUCCGUUUUUCUCAAUAUCAGGUUCUGAGUUUGUUGAGAUGUUUGUUGGUGUUGGUGCUUCUCGAGUCCGUGAUUUAUUCAAGAAGGCCAAAGAGAAUGCCCCUUGCAUUGUAUUUGUUGAUGAAAUUGAUGCUGUUGGAAGACAAAGAGGGACUGGAAUUGGUGGAGGGAAUGAUGAAAGAGAGCAGACCCUUAACCAACUUUUGACAGAAAUGGAUGGGUUUGAGGGUAAUACUGGCAUCAUUGUCAUUGCAGCAACAAACAGGGCUGACAUUCUUGACUCUGCCUUAUUGAGACCGGGGCGGUUUGAUAGACAGGUAACAGUUGACGUCCCAGAUAUAAGGGGAAGAACUGAAAUCCUAAAGGUUCAUGCUAGCAAUAAAAAGUUUGAUGCUGAUGUUUCUCUUGAUGUGAUUGCAAUGAGAACGCCUGGUUUUAGUGGGGCUGAUCUUGCAAACCUCUUGAAUGAAGCUGCUAUAUUAGCUGGUCGAAGAGGAAAGUCAGCAAUUUCAUCUAAAGAGAUUGAUGAUUCUAUUGAUAGGAUUGUGGCUGGAAUGGAAGGAACAGUGAUGACAGAUGGGAAGAGCAAGAGUUUAGUGGCAUAUCAUGAAGUUGGGCAUGCCAUUUGUGGAACUUUAACUCCUGGUCAUGAUGCUGUACAAAAGGUGACACUAAUUCCUCGGGGUCAAGCUCGGGGUCUUACAUGGUUUAUUCCUGCCGAUGAUCCAACUCUGAUCUCCAAACAACAACUCUUUGCAAGAAUUGUUGGAGGACUAGGUGGUAGGGCUGCAGAAGAAAUUAUUUUUGGCGAGCCUGAGGUUACAACCGGAGCAGCUGGUGAUUUGCAGCAAAUCACCGGUUUGGCAAAACAGAUGGUAACCACAUUUGGAAUGUCUGACAUUGGUCCCUGGUCACUUAUGGAACCAUCAGCUCAAAGUGGAGAUGUUAUCAUGAGAAUGAUGGCAAGGAACUCAAUGUCAGAAAAGCUUGCAGAAGACAUUGACGCUGCAAUCAAGAGGAUCUCAGAUGAAGCAUAUGAAGUUGCAUUAAGCCAUGUAAGGAACAACCGUGAGGCAAUUGAUAAGAUUGUGGAAGUCCUUCUGGAGAAGGAGACAUUGACCGGAGAUGAAUUCCGAGCUUUACUGUCCGAAUUUGUUGAAAUUCCAGCUGAAAAUCGGGUCCCUCCUUCAACUCCAUUACCAGCCACUGUUUGAAUAGCCUUCAUGUAAUAUCUUUUAUGUAUUGUGUUAGAAUACAGAAUGCCCUUUACAUCUUACUCCAAAUUUGUGAAUGAUUAAAGCUUCUAGCUUACCAUUUCAUUUUUGUAGUGUUGACGAUCACAACAGAAAGUAUAUAUGCCAAAGUGCAAAUGUUGUGUAAAAUUCUUGUCUUUACGUCUAUAAUACAGUGUAAGUAUUGUGAACAGUUUAACUAACCAUUAAUUCUUAGUGUAAAUUUGUAACUGGUGAGAUGCAAUGUUUACUUAGUUUGAGUGUAAAUUCAUUAUAUUUGUGAGUUCUGUCCUGUUUGGCAUGACUGCAAAGGAUGUACUCCCAAUUUGAUCUGAUAUCUGUUUGUUGAGAAAUGAGAUGGAGGUAACUGGUUAGGAUUAGCUUGGGAUCCAGGUGGUAUUGCCAGUGUUUUGAAGGAGCAGGAAUGCACUUGAUAGUUGACGGUGAAAGUAGAUUUUGACCCUAGAGAAUGUUGAGAGUUAAAUUUUCGAGAGAAAGAAAGGAAGGAUAAAUAUUUUUAGAAUUUAAAAUGUUAUGCAACGUAUAAAUAAGUAAAUAAAAUUAAAUUUAU